Messenger RNA from Leguminivora glycinivorella, 963 nucleotides. RefSeq names its product papilin-like. The transcript is spliced from 6 exons. Bases 104 to 850 code for a protein of 248 amino acids. Gene Ontology annotation, molecular function: serine-type endopeptidase inhibitor activity. NCBI's taxonomy places the organism in Eukaryota, Metazoa, Arthropoda, Insecta, Lepidoptera, Tortricidae. The record is from RefSeq and is a predicted model, not a curated record.
CAGGAGAGUGUUCCGAGUAAUUAUUUUGAUAAUAAAUAAAAAAUCCCGACCGUAACUUUUCGCCAUUGUUGCAGGUUGCAGCCCAGUUUAGAUAUCGAUAAGCAUGUAUUUCCGCCGUUGUUUCAUCGUAUUGGGAAUGGUAGUUCGUUUACUGGAUGGGAAUGAGAUCACAAUGGAAUCUGAAGCUGAACCGUCUAGUCCAGUAGAUUCUGAAGUAACCAAAGCCUCCGAGAAAGCUUGGACGUCGGCGCCGCCUACGACAUUGUUGAGGAGGAUAGACGUAAGAAGAGAAGACUAUAAUGUCGAACAUACUACGGAUAUAUUUCGAAAAAGUGCACGGAGGUCCUUUAACCAGGUCAAACUAGGUAAUAUAUUCGAAAAAUUUUGGAAAUGGGACUAUUGGUGCAUGCUGCAGCCGGAAACUGGCGACUGUGGAAAUAAAAGAACUAAAUACUAUUACAACGCGCAGCUAGAUGACUGUUUACCGCACGAGUUCACCGGUUGCAAGUCAAUGGACAACAAGAACCAAUUCGAGUCCAUCGAAGAAUGCAAGAACUAUUGCAAAGGUUCUGCACUAAUGCCGCCGAACUUCCCGGCUCAGGCAGACACUUGUAAGCUUCAGCCCCUAUCUGGCCGAUGUCUCGGUCAUUUCACAAUGUUCCAUUACGACAUAAACGAUAAGGGAUGCAAAUCCUUCGUGUAUGGGGGUUGUGCCGGGAACGCGAACAAGUUCGAGUCAGAACAGCUCUGUCAAGAGAAAUGUGGAGCUCCAAAAGUUGUACAGCCACAGGUCGAGGAGAAACCUAAGUUGAACGAGACCUCGGUCAGAAUGACGCGUCACCCGUACUAACUUCUCGGAUUCUGUGGUAAUACGGUAUCAUCGUAACUAUUUAUUUUUAACACUUGUAAUUCCUGUGUAUUAUUUUUUAUAUAAAUUGAAAAUAAGUACGUUCAAUCGCCGUC